This is a messenger RNA of Acytostelium subglobosum LB1, 1659 nucleotides long. RefSeq lists its product as hypothetical. Gene Ontology annotation, biological process: DNA replication-dependent chromatin assembly; nucleosome assembly. The record is from RefSeq and is a predicted model, not a curated record. The coding region runs from base 1 to 1659 and encodes 552 amino acids. Gene Ontology annotation, cellular component: CAF-1 complex; nucleus. Gene Ontology annotation, molecular function: protein binding. The transcript has 4 exons. NCBI's taxonomy places the organism in Eukaryota, Evosea, Eumycetozoa, Acytosteliales, Acytosteliaceae.
AUGAUACUGUGGCAUAACAAAGAACCUAUAUACUCUGUUGAAUUCGAUCCAAGUUCAAACAGACUGUGUACAACAGGCUCAGACAAUGAUGUAAAGAUAUGGAGUUAUACACAGAACAAUGUUACAAACAAGAUUGAGUUCACAUACUUGUCAUCACUGUCUAAACAUAGCAAGCAUGUUAAUGUGGCCAGGUUCUCACCGGGUGGAAAUCUGUUGGCUUCAGGCGGUGACGAUGGUACAAUAGCAAUAUGGCGUUUGAAUCCUUUGUUACAACAACAGACGCCAAUUGUUGACAAUGAAGAUGGAAUACAGAUGAAGGAAGUGUGGUCCAUUGUGGCCGUACUACGAGCUCAAACCGAUUGUUACGAUCUGGCAUGGUCACCCAAUGGCCUCCACCUCGUAUCCUGUUCAACAGACAAUAGCAUUCAAAUAUGGAGUCCCAUAACUAGGGCAAGCAAUCAAUUGAUCGUGGAACAUACUCAUUAUGUACAAGGAGUGAGUUGGGACCCUCUGGGAAGAUACCUUGUAUCGGAGAGCUCCGAUGGCACAUGUAGAAUAUACUCUGAGAGCAAGGCCUCCAAGAGAAAGACGGCUGCGAGCAAGAAGCUCAAUGUCGCACUUGCCAGUCUGCUCUCCAGACGUUCAUAUGUCAAUAGCUACUGCGACCAAGACCAUCAUGAUGAGGACCAGAAGCACAUAGACAGUGCUCAAUCUACGCCAACCAAAGAAACAGAAGAUUCCCUGAGCAAGGAUCACAGGAUGUUCUAUGAUGAGAAUGUUACAACCUUCUUUAGACGAGCCUCAUGGUCACCUGAAGGAUCAUUAUUGAUCUUGCCCACUGGCAAGUUCAAGGCCAACCCGUCAAUGUCAAAGUAUGAGUGCACUUCAUAUGUGUUCUCAAGGGACAUACUCAACAAGCCAAUACUCCACCUUCCAUCCAACAAGCCAACAUUGGUAGUCAAGUUCAAUCCGCUGAUAUACCAGUUGAACACAUCUGCGUCACACCCAACCAUCCUGCCCGAGCUCAUCUACCGAAUGAUCUUUGCCGUCUCGACGGCCGACACGGUGAUCAUCUACGACACACAGUGCUUUAAGCCACUGUUGAUUGUCUCGGACAUGCACUACUCAACGAUCACCGACCUGAGUUGGUCGCCCGAUGGCAGCAUCCUGAUGAUUGCCUCUGAGGAUGGAUUCUGCUCCUACAUGUCCUUUGUAGAGGGCGAGUUGGGCACGCCCAUCAAGGACAUCAAUGACAUGCCAGCGUGUAUGCAACAAGCGAAUGCUCUCCGAAUGGAGGCCAUCCAGAAUACGACCGCCGAGACCAUUCAGAAGGAACAACUACAACAAGAUACGUCGACAUCGGUGAAGAGAAAGAAGGAUGAGGAAUCCUCCGUCUCCACUUCGAUUGGUAACAAUGAUGAGAAUGAUGUUGACAAUGAUAGCAAACAGACAGAAAAGAAACAAAAGUUGGACACUCCAACUCAAGAUACCCAAUCAGUUAAUAAUGCCUCUGCUGCAUACCCAACAACUACAACAACUACCACAACCACUGCCACUACCACUUCCAACUCCAACUCCGACUCGACGACAACACAAAUGUCGGCAUCGGCUUCCAAACCAAAGAGAAGGAUCCAACCCAAUCUGCUGCCUCCAAAGUAA